This is a messenger RNA of Sander lucioperca (pikeperch), 1837 nucleotides long. RefSeq lists its product as uncharacterized. Gene Ontology annotation, cellular component: membrane. Gene Ontology annotation, molecular function: transmembrane signaling receptor activity. The transcript has 2 exons. Gene Ontology annotation, biological process: immune response; inflammatory response; toll-like receptor signaling pathway. The record is from RefSeq and is a predicted model, not a curated record. The coding region runs from base 63 to 1337 and encodes 424 amino acids. Lineage: Eukaryota; Metazoa; Chordata; Actinopteri; Perciformes; Percidae.
UCCUCAUACUGUUGUCGGCGACCCAUUGCUGCACUGCUUUAGAAGUUUAUUAACUACAGAUAAUGGAGCCAAUGAAUUCACCUGAAACUGCAAACAGUCAGUCAGAGCCUGCUGUCCCACUGCCUCCUUCUAUUUAUGUUCCUCCCACACUGAGAGAUGGUGAGUGUUACCAUGUCUUCAUCAGCUACAGCAGCACUGACUACCAGUGGACCCACUCCGUCAUCAACCAGCUGGAGUCCUGCGGCCUGCAGGUCUGCUACCAUGAGCGGGACUUCACUCCCGGCCGCACCGUGUUGGAAAACAUGUCAGACUGCAUCCAGGAGAGCCAGAAGGUACUGCUGGUUCUCAGCCCAGAGUUUGUGAGGAGCCGCUGGUGCCUCCUGGAGGCCAACAUGUCUUUGUUCAGAGACUGCUUGGAGAGGAAACCCAUCGUCCCAGUGCUGCUGGAGCCAGGAGUCUCUGUUCCUCUCCACCUUUGCCACCUCACCUACCUGGAGGCCAACGACCCUGACUUUGAGAGUAAGCUGCUAAAGGUGCUCUGCACCGCCAACCAGCAGCUUCAAGGGUCCACUGUGGUGCCUUUCGAGCCUCCCUCUAUCUACAACGGGAAGGUCCUGCAGCCUUUGAUUGCCGUCAACGAGGAGGGACUCAAUAAAUGGGACUGUGGUCAGUUCAGUGACAUGGAGGUGCCGGACCAACUGCGCCUGAUCAUUGAGGACCACGACAAGUACAGAACGGCUGUGAGGAUGAUCAAUAGUGUCUCUCAAAAUAAAGUGUGGUUGCGGCAACUUUGGCUUAGAGUACUGAUCUACAUUACAGGUUUAAUAUUUUUUUUAAUCUUGCUAGCAUGUUUUAUAUUUUCAACAUUCGUACUUAUUCAUGUCUACAGUUUGACCAAAAAGUACCCUAUCCUAGUAUUGGUCCUCACUAUUUCUAGUUUCUGCUGUGUUCCAUUGGGGUUGCUUAUUCAGAUGGGUCUCUGGAAGAAGGAUGAUGAGAAAUACAUAGUGAGGGAAAUGCAGAAAGCUAUAGGCAAGGCAAACAUAAUCCUCUGUGAGUACAAGGUGUUAAUGGGCUGUCGGUCCAAUUCAAAAAUCUAUCUGGUGUAUGUUUCUCUGGACGGUUGCAAACAUGAGUUUGCAGAAACAUUUUCUGAGCAGGCUAGUGCUGAGGAUAUGUUUCAAAGAGCUCUGACCUUCUGUUCAUCAGGUUACGCCUGCUGCCUUGCUAAAAGACACUUUGCCUUUCCCCAGCCCGGCUCCACUGGUCACCUGGAGGGAGGGGUGUGUUUCUGUCAGUACGUCUCUCAGCAGCUGAGUACAGAGCAAUGGGAAUAGCAUAACAUUAUGGUCCUGCAAUGAGUAACUCGGUGCAACUGGUGAUUCAAGACAAACUUUGUCUUUUUCAAUGACCCCAAGUUUAUGUUUUGUUGUACCUUUGAUGUACAUUUUUGUUGUUCUUUUGAUGUAUUGUGAGUAUGAAUGUUAUGGAUGUACGUAUUCCAGUUUAUGUAAUAUUCUUAUGGAAUAAUAGACCCCACAAAGAGUAGCUUCUGUUUAAGACAGGCAUAAGCUAAUAGGGAUCUUAGUAAACAAACAAACAAUAUUAUAUAAAGAUUACCAAGCAAACAAUUCCCUGUUCAUGGCAUAUCAUUUUCCAUAUGUUUCUCUACAUCAAGUAGAGACGCAAAACAGACAGGGGGAGAGAUUCAUUUGCAGUUUCCUAUUUUAUAUAAUUAUACUUGAAUAGCUAGUAUUGUCAUAUUUUUGUGUUUGAUCAUUUUCAUGCUGUUUCCAUUGUUGAUUACUUUAAUAAAAUGUAUUACAUCACAAGCACA